AUGUCCUUCGCAGGCGCGCCCGCAAAUGAAGACAGCGAGAGCUCGCUUCCCCCUGGAUUCAGGUUCCAUCCCACAGAUGAGGAGCUCCUCUCCUUCUACCUACCCCGCAAAAUCGGCAACCAGCCCAUCCCGCUUAACGCGAUCGGCGACAUUGACAUGUACGGAUUUGAGCCAUGGGAGCUUCCGGGAAAGGCGAUGGUGUCGCUUAAUGGUAGCGAUGAGUGGUUUUUCUUCGCGUCGCGCGACAGAAAGUACCUCAUGGGCACGCGCGCCAAUCGGAUGACAUCAUCCGGCUACUGGAAGGCCACGGGGAAAGAUCGGCCCGUGUACGCCUCGCGCAAGGAGGGAAACGAAACCCAAGGCGGCCGGGAGGAGGGCGAGUCGGUUAAAGAUGCCAAAAGCGGCCGCAUUGUCGGGUAUAAGAAGGGCCACGUGUUCUACAAAGGCAGGGCGCCGCGGGGGGAGAAGACGGCUUGGGUGAUGCACGAGUACCGGCUCGUAGAACCUAGUGACGACCCGGACUCGCUGAUCGGUAGCACUGAACUCGCGUCCGCCAAGUCGUGGCCCGCUUCGGACUCCCUCGAUGACGGUGUGGAUGCGGAAUCUGCGGAGGAUGACGUCACCGCUGCCGAGGAGAGUGAUGGGAUGAAUGCGGCGCCUGUAGCAUCUGGCGAGGGACCCAUUGAAGCCGAUCUACUGCAUGGUAGUAGCAGACUCGUGACGCGGGUUACUACCGCGAGCUCUGACAUCGUCGGCAGGCACAGCGAGGAGGGUACAUUCUCCAGAGACGACGGGAGAAUCAGUGUAGUGAAAAGUGCGGGGGAGGCUAGUAACAUUUGGAUGAGGAUGGACAGUGACGGAGGGAGCGCUCCUGACAGUGGACUCUUCUCAACGGAACCACGAAAUGCGAACGCUCAGCCGCAACUUGCGAUCACUGCAAGUGGCAGCAGCGAAAACCCACCGAGCUGGAGUUUCCAUGGGUCAGCGCCGGUGGCACGAGUGCCAUCGGCUCACACCAUCGCGUCCUUGGAAGCGCUUCUGCUGGCAGAUGAUAAUCCGGAUGUCACGGAACAUGUGAGUCAUGACGCGAUGACGUGGGCUCCACAUGACGUGUCCCAUCAAGUGGAUGUGACCCAGGAUGCGACUUGGUGGUCUACACCCACGCAGAACGAUGGGCCGUCGGGAGUUGCUGGCUCUCAAGCGGGCUAUGAAACCGCAUCAGUUGCUCUUCUGCCAUGGGUGCAGUUCUCCACUCCGCAGGAGCAGCUUGACAAGGAAGUCGCCGAAGCGCUGCAGCAAGUGUCGCACAUGCCUCAGUUGCCUCACAUGCACACGACAACAGAACCAUCCAACCUGGCCUCCCUCCUGUUCGCUAACCUUGCAUCUCCUCCUAUCUUCCAGUCCGUCCCCUUCACUCAGUCCGCGCCAACCACCACCUCUCAUGGAUCAUUCACACAGCCAGAGGUUGGAAGCACGGAAAAGCAAAACCAGAGCGGUGGUGAAGGAGCGACAAUGUCGGGUGGAGGUGGUUCUGUUGAUUCACCACCUGGGUCGCGGUCGAAAGGCAGGAAGUCACCAAAGAGGGACCGAGAGGGAAAGCUACUCGAAUGA
Molecule: messenger RNA, 1611 nt
Organism: Closterium sp. NIES-65
Lineage: Eukaryota; Viridiplantae; Streptophyta; Zygnematophyceae; Desmidiales; Closteriaceae
Source: the annotation of a GenBank genome assembly